AUGGCUUCCGAGAUCCUAACCUCCAUCACCGACAGGACGAAGAAAGCCGUCGAAAGCGUCGCCGGCGAGAAAGACGCCAAGGCUGCUGACCUGGCUCGCGAUACGAAAGACGUCCAUGAUCCAAAAAACCGCAUCACCUCCGAUUGGGGCGUGAGGGAGUCGAACACGGACGACUGGCUGAAGGUCGCUAGCGAGGAGAAGACAGGUCCUGAGCUGUUGGAGGAUCCCUUUGCGCGCGAGAAGAUUCACCGCUUCGACCAUGAGCGAAUCCCAGAACGAGUUGUCCAUGCCAGAGGAGCUGGUGCUUUCGGCACUUUCAGGUUGCUCGAGAGCGCUGCGGACGUCACUUCCGCUGGCGUCCUGACCGAUACGUCCCGCGAGACACCGUUGUUCCUCCGGUUCUCAACAGUUUUGGGCUCAAGAGGUAGCGCAGACACGGUCCGCGAUGUCCGCGGCUUCGCCCUGAAAAUGUAUACGAAAGAAGGAAACUGGGACAUUGUAGGCAACAAUAUUCCGGUGUUCUUCAUCCAAGACGCGAUGAAAUUUCCGGAUGUCAUUCAUGCUGGAAAGCCUGAGCCACACAACGAAGUACCGCAAGCUCAGACAGCUCACAACAACUUCUGGGACUUCCAAUUCUUGCACACGGAGGCGACCCAUAUGUUCAUGUGGACGCAGUCUGACCGUGCCAUCCCCCGGUCUUACCGUAUGAUGCAGGGCUUUGGCGUCAAUACAUACACGCUCCAGAACGACAAGGGCGAGCGCCAUUUUGUGAAGUUUAUCUUCACCCCUGAGCUUGGUGUGCACUCCCUCGUAUGGGACGAGGCUCUUAAGCUGGCAGGACAGGACCCGGAUUUCCAUCGCAAGGAUCUCAUGGAGGCGAUUGAUAACGGCGCGUACCCCAAAUGGCGUUUCGGUAUCCAGGUCAUCCCUGAGCACCGUGAAGACGACUUCGAAUUUGACAUCCUCGAUGCUACCAAGGUCUGGCCUGAGGAGGAAGUGCCAAUCCGCUACAUCGGCGAGCUGGAACUGAAUCGCAAUGUGGAUGAGUACUUCACUCAGACGGAGCAAAUCGCCUAUUGCACGAGCCACAUUGUGCCGGGCAUUGGCUUCUCGGAUGACCCAUUGCUACAAGGCCGCAACUUCUCCUACUUCGACACGCAGCUCUCUCGCCUCGGCGUCAACUGGCAGGAGCUCCCGAUUAACAGGCCCGUGUGUCCGGUAAUGAAUCACAACCGCGAUGGCGCCAUGCGGCACACCAUCAUGAAAGGCACGGUGAACUAUUGGCCCAACCGCUUCUCUGCUGUGCCUCCAGCGAAAAAGGAAGAAGGCGGCUACGUCGACUAUCCAGAGAAGGUGGCUGGGAUAAAGGCCCGCAUGCGCAGCAAGAAGUUCCGCGAGCACUACAACCAGGCCCAGCUCUUCUACAACUCGCUUUCUGCGCCAGAGAAGGCGCACGUGGCGGCUGCCCUGUCCUUCGAGCUCGAUCACUGCGACGAUCCAGUGGUGUACGAGCGCAUGUGUGAGCGGCUGUUGGACAUUGAUAUUGGCCUUGCGCGAGAGGUCGCAGAGAAGGUAGGCGCAGAAAACAUCCCAGACAUGCCGAAGCGUCAGAACCACGGCAAGAAGGCAAAGGGUCUCAGCCAGAUGGACUACAUGCCCAAGGAGCCCACGAUUGCUACCCGCCGCGUCGCCAUCAUUGUUGGGGACGGCUACGAUCCGGUUGCCUACAAUGGCGUCAAGGCUGCGCUAACGGCCGCACAAGCGCUGCCCUUCACCAUCGGCACGAAGCGCUCUACGAUCUACGCUGCCGGAGAGGACAAAAGCACCGGCAAGGGCGUGAAGCCAGAUCACCACCUCGAGGGCAUGCGAUCCACCAUGUUCGACAGUGUCUUCAUCCCCGGCGGUGCUCAUGUCGAGACACUUCGCAAGAACGGCCGCGCUCUUCACUGGGUACGUGAGGCGUUCGGGCAUCUCAAGGCUAUUGGCGCUACCGGCGAGGCUGUGUCAUUCGUCAAGGAUGCAUGUGCGCUGCCUGGCGUGUUGUUCUCCAGCAGCGGCGACGUCGUUGAGAGCUAUGGAGUGGUCACAGCGAGCAAGGUGGAGCCGAACAGCUUUAAAGAGGCUAUCAAGAUGGCGAAGGGAGCGAAGGAUUUCAUUGAUGCGUACACUUUUGCAAUCUCUCAGCACAGGAACUGGGACCGCGAGAUGGAAGGGCUGUCAACGAUGGUGGCUUACUAA
Molecule: messenger RNA, 2238 nt
Organism: Coniosporium apollinis CBS 100218
Lineage: Eukaryota; Fungi; Ascomycota; Dothideomycetes
Product: catalase-1
Exons: 5
Coding region: 1-2238 (745 amino acids)
Biological process (GO): hydrogen peroxide catabolic process; response to oxidative stress
Cellular component (GO): cytosol
Molecular function (GO): heme binding; catalase activity
Source: RefSeq, a predicted model, not a curated record